Messenger RNA from Paramisgurnus dabryanus, 1692 nucleotides. RefSeq names its product uridine phosphorylase 1 (gene upp1). Gene Ontology annotation, cellular component: cytosol; cytoplasm. The record is from RefSeq and is a predicted model, not a curated record. Gene Ontology annotation, biological process: uridine catabolic process; nucleotide catabolic process. Gene Ontology annotation, molecular function: uridine phosphorylase activity. NCBI's taxonomy places the organism in Eukaryota, Metazoa, Chordata, Actinopteri, Cypriniformes, Cobitidae.
CUAGCGCGAUACUGUCACGUACACCAGCGGUGCGGCCGGAAUUUCGCAGCUGUAACUUACAGAAACCGUCGGUGUUUUAUAAAGCGCGUUCUCGCCGGCAGACAGCUCGUUUAAAGACGUAAAGUUGACACACAAAGGGAUACACCAAAAAUGCCGCGGGGUGAAGAGAAGAACGGGACGGGUGAAGAGAAGAAUGGGACGUGUGAAGGGUCCAUUUGUGUUACCAAUCCUCAUUUGGAUGCCAUGAAGGAUGACAUCCUCUACCACUUUAACCUCGGGACAUCCAGUCACGACUUGCCAGCCAUGUUUGGAGACGUCAAAUUUGUGUGUGUAGGUGGAAGUGCGUGGAGAAUGAAGUCUUUCACUGAAUACAUUGCAAAGGAGCUGGGGCUCGAGGACCCUAAUGGAGAGUACCCAAAUAUAUGCGCAGGAACCGAUCGCUACGCCAUGUACAAAAUUGGACCUGUGCUGUCCGUCAGUCAUGGCAUGGGCAUCCCGUCAAUCUCCAUAAUGUUGCAUGAGCUUAUCAAGCUGCUCUAUCACGCUCGCUGUACUGAUGUUACAGUAGUGCGCAUUGGGACAUCAGGUGGAAUAGGUUUAAAGCCAGGCACCGUGGUGGUUACCAAGCAGUCGGUUGAUGCUAUGUUCCGCCCCUACCUCGAGCAGAUUAUCCUGGGCAAACCGGUCGUAAGGGACACUGAUCUUGAUGGCAAACUUGCAGAGGAGCUGCUCAAGUGUGGCCAAGACCUUGCAGAGUUCGAAACUGUCAUUGGUAACACAAUGUGCACGCUUGACUUUUAUGAAGGUCAGGCUCGGCUGGAUGGUGCCUUCUGCUCAUACACCGAGGAUGAUAAACAGCGCUUUCUUACUGAGGCCUAUGCUGCUGGGGUUCGUAACAUUGAGAUGGAGUCAUCUGUCUUUGCGGCCAUGUGCAAACUGAGCAAUCUUCGAGCUGCUGUUGUGUGUGUGACACUACUGGAUAGGCAGAAAGGAGACCAGCUCACCAGCUCUCAUGAUGUCCUGAACGACUACCAGAUGCGCCCUCAGGUGCUAGUGGGACAUUACAUCAAAAAGAAGCUGAAUGCCUCCAAGAAAAGCUAGUUGUUUGCUAGCUAGAACAUUAACAGGCAGGUGUUUAUGCAGACUAAGAUAGGAAACAUUAUAUGUUGUGGUUUUAUUUAUAAAUUUUCUUAAUAUAUGUAACCAGCCCGAAUGUCCAGUAUGAAUGAAAGUGACCAAAGUAAAAACAAUACAUGUUGUUUUUCUACUGUUUGUUAUUGCAUUAAAUAAUGCAUUUAAUAGCUUAAUUUGUUUGAAAUUAUAUUGGGCACAUUCAUUCUGUGCUGUCUAAAUUGUUUUAAAUUCCUGAUAUUUAUUGAUUGUUUUUAAACACUGCUCAUGAUAGAUGUUUAUAAAGGGACGUGUGAGGGAACUGAGCAGAUUUUAGCACUAUUUACAUUACAGUCCAAAAUGUUAAAGAGCACUUUCCAAAACUGUUUUGCCUCCUUUUAUGUUUGUUACAAUUAUACUGUUUGUAAAAUUGUACUGUAAAAUCACAGACGUCUUAAACUUGACACUUUUAUCCUCUCAGAGUUUGCAAAAUGUAAACAUUGAAAACUUAUUUUAAUCCCAUGACUGAAGGUUUAUGUACUGUAAUCUAUAACAUAAAGAUAAAUAAAAUACAAUAUUUAA